This is a messenger RNA of Acanthoscelides obtectus, 1005 nucleotides long. The record is from the annotation of a GenBank genome assembly. Lineage: Eukaryota; Metazoa; Arthropoda; Insecta; Coleoptera; Chrysomelidae.
UGAAAAUAUCGGGUAUCGGAGACAAAAGUAUCGAUACUUCUAAAUAUCGGAUCGUAUCGAACAUCCCUAACUUAUUGUGUGUUUGGCAGCGCUGUCUACUGUCAGGUAAUUAAUGAAGUUGUCCAUGAGUCCAUGGAUGUAAACAGGAAACACGGCACAACAAUCAGGAUGACGAAUAAAUCCAUCUGAAUACAGUGUAUAAAUAAUAUUGUUUUGCAAUAAAUAUAUUCGUGAAGAAAUUGUUGAUGUGAAACGGAUAUUACAGAAGACUUUUGUUGCUCUAAAAACUCUAUUUUUGUACUUGCAUUUGUUGAAUGGCUGUGAAACCAAGUGAAUAAACAAUGGACUUGUUAGAAACUGUGCUUCGUACAUGUGAAGCAGAAAAAUAUAUACAGGACUUCAAAAAUAAUAGCAUAGACACUUUUUCACUUAAAAUUUUAACUGAAGAUGACCUAAACUUAGUUGGUAUAGAUGAUGCAGAAAAACGGAGAGAUCUAUUAAAACAUAUCAGUAACUUGCAAAUACCCACAGAGAAAAAGGUCAACAUUGUCCUAGACCAAACAUUUAUCUCGCUUGUACUGAGUCAGAUAUCUGCGCAACUUCACAGACACCAUGCCAAUAUAACCUAUGCUUAUAAAAGGAGUGAUGUAGAUCUCUGUGACAUAAACUUAGUGCCUGCCAUAGGAACAUUACAGACCCUAUUAGACUCAUUAGCAAAGAAAGUUCAGUUAUUAGAAUCAAAGCUUGUCCAAAAGAAGAGAAAGAGACAUUUGGAUGUAUUGAUUCCCUCAGCAGUAUUAACAGCUUUAGGGUUUAUUAUGUGUGUGAGGUGUUUCAAAAACAUUAACUAGCAAAAUAGAUUAACAUUAAAAAAAAAUGAAAAAGUAUUAGUUGUAAAAUAUGUUUAUAUGUUUUGUACAGAAUGGUUUUGUAUUUACACAAAUAUUAUAAAUAGCAGCACAAUCAUCAAUACACUUCUUGACAAAAUAUACAUUAUUAUAUGAA